Molecule: messenger RNA, 1860 nt
Organism: Anolis sagrei ordinatus
Lineage: Eukaryota; Metazoa; Chordata; Lepidosauria; Squamata; Anolidae
Source: RefSeq, a predicted model, not a curated record
UUGGACGCGGAAGUCCCGGGCAAGCUCCGCCCACUCCCUGUGCAGGCAUGGCGUCGCUCUUCGGAGGCGUUGAAGGGGGAGGGACCCACUCCAACGUGGUGCUUCUCUCCGAAAAGGGCACCAUCUUGGCCGAAGCGGAAGGUCCUUGCACCAACCAUUGGCUGGUUGGUUUGGACAAAUGCCUGGAGAGGAUCAACGCCAUGGUCAACGAAGCCAAGGGGAAGGCGGGCGCCGAUCCGGAGGUCCCUCUGCGCUCCCUGGGCCUCUCUCUGAGCGGAGGGGAGCAAGAGGAAGCCAUCCAAAGGCUGAUUGAGGAGAUGAAGACCCGCUUCCCGCACCUGAGUGAGAACUACUGCAUCACCACCGAUGCCGUCGGGGCCAUGGCCACCGCCACCAACUGUGGCGGAGUGGUGCUCAUCUCCGGAACGGGCUCCAACUGCAAGCUGAUCAACCCGGACGGCUCCCAGGUCAGCUGCGGAGGAUGGGGCCACAUGAUGGGGGACGAGGGGUCAGCCUAUUGGAUCUCCCACCUGGCCAUCAAGGUGGUGUUUGACGCCUUGGACAACCUGGAGGCCCCGCCCCACGACAUCACCUACGUCCACCAGGCCAUGUGCGACUACUUCCAGGUCUCUGGCCGGAUGGGGCUCCUGACGCACCUCUACCGCACCUUCGAGAAGUCCAAGUUUGCAGGGUUUUGUCGGAAGGUGGCUGCAGGAGCCGAGGCAGGGGACCCCCUUUGCCGCUACGUGUUCAACAGGGCCGGGGAAGUCCUUGCCAGACACAUCCUUGCUGUGUUGCCCAAAGUCGACAAGAGCCUUUUCCAAGGGGAGCUGGGCUUGCCCAUUGUGUGCGUCGGGUCCGUCUGGAACAGCUGGGAAAUGAUGAAAGAAGGGUUCCUCGGGGUUCUCGACCAGGCCCAGAGCGAGCGCCCGGUCAGUGCCUUCUCCCGGUUCAGCCUCCUGAAGCUGAAGCAGUCCUCGGCGCUGGGGGGAGCCAGCCUGGGGGCCAGGCACAUCGGGCAAGCCCUGCCCCUCGACUACGCGGCCAAUGUGGACGCCUUCUACACACACUCCUUCCUCCCCUGGAUCUAGACGGCCCUCUUUCCUGGCAUUUUGUACCGCCAUCGCAAGGCACUUUCCUUCCUUGGACUUUUUGUAUGUUUUGUAGCAUUCGUUCGCGAAUCGAAAUCGGCAGCGGUGCUGCUUUGCCUGCCACACCACUCCGCUCUGUUCCGGAACAAGGGAGAACCCUAGAACUGGAGCAACCUUUGAUCAUCUCAAAAAAGAUGGUGGCUCAGGUGUGCAUAAUUUCUAGGUUGUUGUAGGUUUUUCCUGCACAUUUUGAAUAUUAAUUCGUAUGCACGAAUUCUACGAAUUUUAUCCGAAAUACGAACUAAAAACGUCAUUAUGCACAAUUGUCGAAGGCUUUCAUGGCCGGAAUCACUGGGUUGUUGUAGGUUUUUUUGGGCUAUAUGGCCAUGUUCUAGAGGCAUUCCCCCCUGAUGUUUCACCUGCAUCUAUGGCAAGCAUCCUCAGAGGUAGUGAGGUCUGUUUUUCGUGUGUCUUGGAACAGUUUCUCCCCAUUGAGAUGUUCAAUGUUGUUGGGGUUCAGCCUGUGUGUGAACCUGAACCUGAUUUUCUGAUUGUAUUUCCUGAUGCCAGUGUAGAUGUCAAUGUGAAUUCUGAGGCCAAUUUAGAUUAUGAUGGUUUGAGUAGUGAAAAUCCUACAGCCUUGGAAAGUGAAAGUCAGAAUUCCCAUGAGAACAUGUAUUCCGAACCAAACGGAGACGUUUCACUCCCUUUUCCUCCCAGUCUUAGUUCUCCAGAGAAUCUGACACCUGGUCUCCCUAAUGAGGAUAAG